AUGCCUUCAAAGACUAGAGAAGCGUCCGACUCGGAGCGUUUGCCUGUCUGGUCCAAGGCAAGGAGGUCAGGGGCCCUCGAGAGCCCAGUCGCCAUGAUGCCCACGAGCACGAGAGCCACGCGGUCGCGCUUUUCCAGCCCGCAUCAGCACGCCAAUGGAGGAGGAGGAUCGGAACCCGUCAAGAAGACGAAUGGAGCAAGCGAGGCCUCGAGGACCUUUAUGCAGAAAUGGUUGGAGCCCACGGUGCAGAGCAAGCCGAGCUUCGAGGAGGCUGGAUUGAUGCGAUACGGCGUCACCGAGAACAUGGCGCCCCUCGGGACGCUACCCAAGGGACCGCCGACCAAGAAGCAGGGCCAGGAAGGCGUGAACCCCGUCAGGAAAAUCAUUCUCAAGUCGAGCUCAGCGAACUCUGCUGUCGCUGCUGCUGCAAAGGCGGCGGCGGCGGCCGCGGCGGCGGCUGGGGCAGCAGAUGCGACAAUGGCAAAGCGCUCAGAGACACCUCCACGCCUUCCUUCCCCUCCUGCCAACGCUCAAAAGGCGACGAGAAAAUGUCUUCCUGCACGUGGUCUGGGAGACGACGACGAGGAGGACGAGGACUACACGCCCAAGGCAGCCACGGGAAAGAGCCAGGGCCGGCGUGCAUCUGCCUCACAGUCACGCAAGAGUGUGUCGCGCUCCUCGGUAGGACGCCGCGCAUCUGCUUCGCUUCAUCAAAUGGCUCCCUCAAGCGACGCCGUGCAGCCGUCAGAAUCGACGCCCGAGAACAAGGACGUUAUCGAGAGGGCUGUGGAGGUUGCCAUCGACGAGGCGCUCCGGCACUAUCGCUAUCCCACUGCGUGGGCACUCCGGACCCUGUAUGACGAAAAUUCUUCCAACCCCGUCUUCCUCUCCAUGUUUGAGGACGUCUACCACCAAACAGCCGACGAAGACACGCUCGACGAAUUUUCUCGCCUUAUUGAGGAGAAGAAGCGAGAAGGCAAGAAGGACAACCAGGCUUGCUACUUUUUCGUGCCCCCUUCCACCAACUCGCGCUUCACCCCCCACAAGCCAAAGCCGGCACCCUACGGGAACCUUCUUUCCCUCGACCUCUCAAAGUCAGACUACGACGACGACGACGACGACGACCUCCUGCUCCAAGUUACGCCAACAAAAAAGGCCAGCAAGCGCAGGGAGAUUCCGGAAUCGCCCAUGGACAUGGACAUGGACGACGAUGACGAGACUACUUUACUGGCGGCGGAGACGACCUUGGCGACCAUGACCCCGUCACGCAAGCGCGCUCGGAGAGAUUCUGCAAGCAGCGACUCGUCCUUGUCGGAGCUCUCUGCAUCGCCGUCCCUGCCACCCGACUCGCCUUCGCCCAGCUCUCCGCCCGUUUCCGCGGCAGUCAAAGGCGACAGCCACAAUCGCCGUCACAGUGCCACGACGGCUGCCACGGCUGCUGGGGCCGACCCCGAGAUCACCUUGACCAGUGCACCACCGCCAGCCGAACCCGAGCCAAUGAAGAGACGCGGCAGAUCCCUUGCUGCUAAGACGAGCGUGUCUGACGCAUCCAACCCAAACUCACCCACCCUUCCCCCAAACGUAUCUCAAGCUGCAGGGGCUAGUAGCAUGCCUGGUCGACUUUCUUCGCCCAUCUUCCCCAACCUUUCGACGACAGCACCCUCAAAGGCGGCUGGCAAGAAGAACGCCAACAAGGACAAAGGCCCCCGCGUGCUGCCCAGCGACGAUGCAACCACCCAACGUAGGAGAGAUGCACGCGAUAGCACCGUUAGCCAGACGCCCCAGCCUGAGAGCCACAUUCGCGGUUCAGAUAUGAGAAGUAGGGCUGGAUCUGUGGCCACGUCUUCGCCUGCAGUGAAUCUGCGCAAAUCGGCAAGAACGCCAGCGCCGAACUCGAAUCUGCCUGUGAACCUGACCUUGAGCACGAGAACGACAAGAUCAGCAAAGAGGACGCACGACGAGAUCGAUAACACGAGCUCGCCGACUGCGCUGUUUUCCCUCGGAGAAGUGACGCCCGCCGCGAGCUCUAGGGCUGCGACCCCCACGAAUCUUCGUCCUUCUAAGAAGCAGCGGACUGGUUUGCGCAUCAAGACUUCACCCAUGAAGAAGAAGGGAGGCACUGCGGCUGGACUACCACGUGCAAGCGGCGAGGGCGGUGCGGUCAACGCCAACGGUGGCCCGAUCAACCAGGACGAGAAUGACGACUAUUGCUCGGCAUGCAGCGGCGUUGGAGAGCUGGUCUGCUGUGAGAACUGCUCCAGGUCGUUCCAUUUUGAAUGUGUUGACCUUGGCCUGGGUGACACUCUCCCCGAGGAAUGGUUUUGCAACGUUUGUUUCAGCAGCAGGUACCCCACCAGGGUGCCCGAACACAAGGGUCCCUUUGGCGGUUUGAUGAACACUCUGGAAAAGACCAACCCUCGAGCCUACAAGCUGCCGCAAGGUGUGCGGGUGUACUUUGAGAGCGUCAAGGUCGGUCCUGAGGGCGAGUACGAGGAUGUGGUGGUGCCGGCUAAGCCAAAGAAGAAGGGCUACGAGGAAGCUCCAGACUUCUUCAAGGUUCGGGACGCUGAUGGCUCUGCCGUUCUCUGCCACAAUUGUCAACACCCAUCCGCCGAUAAUCGAGCCAUCAUCCCCUGUAGCCUCUGCGGACUCCACUGGCAUCUAGACUGCCUCGAUCCUCCCCUGGCAAUCCCGCCCGUGGUGCGAACAUGGCGUUGCCCGGCGCACGCAGACGACCUGUUGGCCACGUUGCCUGAAGAGCUGGCUCCAGCUCACCGCUUCCGGAAGAUCAAAGGAACCCCCGUCAUUAUCCCUGCCUUCAGCCGCGGCAUGAGGAACAACGGCUACAUUGAAAUUGACGAUGAGGACGAAGAAUCCGAGGAUGAGAAUUCGGGUUGGAGCGACGUCAAGAGCUUUGGCCGCGUCUAUAAACUGUCUUCCAAAGGCGUUGUCCUCGACUUCAUCUCUCAGCUUCGGAAGGAUGGCGCUGGCCAUAUCAGUAGCUCGCCGGCUUCGACCAAGGCUCAGCCGCCACCAACCAGUCAGCCGCUCAACGCUCGUUCACGCGUCGAGCAGCAAGCAGUGCUUAAUUUGGUCGAAUUGGCCUCCACUCAGCCAACCACCAAGCUUAAUGAGCUCACAGAGGCACUGCUCACAAACGCCGAACCGGCUAUGCUCUCGCUGAUGGCUCGUGGCAGCGUGGGCAACUUUGCCAGCGGAGACCUGAAUGCUACUGACAAGCAGAGUCUCCGCGCCAUGUUGGCUCAGAUGGAGGCCAUGACUGGCCGCAUCAGAGGCUUGCUUGGAGAUGACCAAAAAGAUAGCGGUGUAUUUGGUAUGGACAUUGAGUCCGAUCAAAACGCGAUCGACAGCAACCAUAUCAACGGCACUGGUAGCGCUGAGGAUACCGCAACUUCGAUCAAAAACGAGUCUGUCGAGCCACCAGCCGACCUUCCUACGCCGGCGACCACUACCCAAGACAACCCGGAGCCGAUCAAUAGCCUGGGCGAGAAGUCUUCGCAGGAGGCCCCCAACGACGCUAACGAAGACGAUGUGACCGACAUGGAUAUUGACUAG
This is a messenger RNA of Colletotrichum orchidophilum, 3576 nucleotides long. Its product is annotated as PHD-finger domain-containing protein. Gene Ontology annotation, cellular component: Rpd3S complex. Lineage: Eukaryota; Fungi; Ascomycota; Sordariomycetes; Glomerellales; Glomerellaceae. The transcript has 7 exons. The record is from RefSeq and is a predicted model, not a curated record. The coding region runs from base 1 to 3576 and encodes 1191 amino acids. Gene Ontology annotation, biological process: regulation of transcription by RNA polymerase II.